Messenger RNA from Cyprinodon variegatus (sheepshead minnow), 965 nucleotides. RefSeq names its product mitochondrial ribosomal protein L54 (gene mrpl54). Gene Ontology annotation, cellular component: mitochondrial large ribosomal subunit. Gene Ontology annotation, molecular function: structural constituent of ribosome. The coding region runs from base 83 to 505 and encodes 140 amino acids. NCBI's taxonomy places the organism in Eukaryota, Metazoa, Chordata, Actinopteri, Cyprinodontiformes, Cyprinodontidae. The record is from RefSeq and is a predicted model, not a curated record. The transcript is spliced from 3 exons.
GCAGAAAACGGAAGUCGGAUACAUAAAUGAAUGUCAAACGGUAGCAUGGUUUGUUGUGUGUUCAGAUAACCCCGUGUAAAAAAUGUUUGCCUACAGUCUAUUUCGGACAGCAGUAGAACCGAGCGCUCAUUGCAUAAGAAGCGGUGCUGGAGCGUUUUUAUGCAGAACUAACACGUUUAACACAACACAGAUAUGCGGAUAUGCUAAGAAAGUUGCUUCCAAAGGAAAAGGUAAAGGCAUGAUGAAAGAGGAACUGAAAGGUCCAGAGGUGUGUAAAGACCCAGUCCGACUAACGUCCUAUGCUGUCGGGGUGAACAUCUACAAACAAGGGGAGGACCCCAAACUAAAGCCUCCUGAGGAAUAUCCUGAGUGGUUGUUCCAGUUGGACUUGGGGAAAGCCAAAAAGCUGCACGAGCUGGAACCUGACACCUGGGAGUACUGGAAACGUCUGAGGAAGGAGAACAUUUGGCGCUACAACAGACUGCACAAAGGGAAGAAGCUGUAGACCCUUCACUGGACUGACAUUUGGCUUCCGUCUGUUUGAGCGACACACUUCACAGCUGGGGAUGAAUAACUAUGAAAGUGAUGGGACGUUUCUAUGUAACUAAUGUCUGUAAUGAGGGAAUCUAUUUGGCACUUGUCCUGCAGCAUGGUUACUGUAGUCAGAAGAUGAACAGAAGUGAUUUCUUUCCUUUAUUCUGUUAGGAAGGCGCUGCACAAAAGUGGCGGUGGAGUUAAGUACUAAAACUCAAGAUCUACUGUUAUAAUAAAAGAUGGGACCUUAAAGCGUGUCUUUUCACUUUUGUGCUUGUUCUGCUUUUCUUUCAUAAACCAUAGUGAUUGUGCCUUUUUUUAACUUUGCAAAAAGCCCUGUGUGUUUCAGACAAUGUAAAUUAAUUAUGCGAUUAGAAUCCCACCUCUAGAAAUUAUUAUAAAGUAAUUGACUCCAAGAAAGUAGUACAUUU